AUGGCAAAAAUGCCCUAUGCAUCAGUCGUGUGGAGCUUGAUAUAUGCACAGAUUUGCACGAGGCCAGAUAUUAGUUUUGCAGUUGGCAUGCUUGGGCGCUACCAAAGUAACCCAGGGAUGUCUCAUUGGAAAGCAGCAAAGAGGGUAUUGCGAUAUUUGCAAGGAACUAAGGACGACCAGCUUACCUUCAGAAGAACUGACAUUUUGGAGGUAACUGGAUACUCAGACUCUGAUUUUGCUGGUUGCUCUGAUAGCAGGAAAUCCACUUCAGGUUAUGUUUUCCUGCUGGCUGGUGGAGCGAUCUCAUGGAGAAGUAUGAAGCAAACCAUCACUGCUUCAUCUACAAUGGAGGCUGAGUUUGUGGCAUGCUUUGAGGCCACAGUACAUGGUUUAUGGCUAAGGAACUUUAUUUCAGGGCUUGGAGUUAUCGACUCUAUAGCCAGGCCGCUGAGAAUUUAUUGUGAUAAUUCCUCUGCAGUAUUUUUUUUCGAAGAACGAUAG
This is a messenger RNA of Juglans microcarpa x Juglans regia, 501 nucleotides long. RefSeq names its product secreted RxLR effector protein 161-like. Lineage: Eukaryota; Viridiplantae; Streptophyta; Magnoliopsida; Fagales; Juglandaceae. The record is from RefSeq and is a predicted model, not a curated record. Bases 1 to 501 code for a protein of 166 amino acids. The transcript has a single exon.